Messenger RNA from Mizuhopecten yessoensis (Yesso scallop), 5086 nucleotides. Its product is annotated as nuclear receptor ROR-beta-like. The coding region runs from base 1071 to 2906 and encodes 611 amino acids. NCBI's taxonomy places the organism in Eukaryota, Metazoa, Mollusca, Bivalvia, Pectinida, Pectinidae. Gene Ontology annotation, molecular function: zinc ion binding; nuclear receptor activity; RNA polymerase II cis-regulatory region sequence-specific DNA binding. The transcript is spliced from 10 exons. The record is from RefSeq and is a predicted model, not a curated record. Gene Ontology annotation, cellular component: nucleus. Gene Ontology annotation, biological process: regulation of transcription by RNA polymerase II.
GGAGGCAGCCUGUUAACCCUGGUAUUGUUUAAUUAAUUGUAUUAGCCAUUAAUUAUAUGGCAAAUAUGGUUAAGAAGUUUUUCGUUUUCGACUAUUACUAAAAUUUCAAAUAACAAAUUACCGAAAAAUUACAUUUCAAUGAUGUUUAAAUAUAAUUCUGAUGCCUUAACAAUUGAUGUCAAAACAUAUUGAUUAUUUGGUGAUAUUUGCAACAGUUAAGCAGUUUUAAACAAUGACUCAUCUGCACUUAAAAUCGCUCGUUGACACUUGGAGGACUUCUAAUAUUGGAUCAUCUGAUGUUAACUAAUUCUUAACACUAUAAGCGUUACUGCAUAAACAAAUGAAGGAAGUGUUGUGCGUUGUUAUGCUUGUAACCUGUCCCAGUAGACUUUGAUUACCUGCCAAGAUAUUCACAUAGAAUUACGAAACCGAAGCUUCACCAUGCACGAUGACGUAGGAAGUUCAAGGCUGCACUAGUGCAUGCUUACUGAAAGCACUUGCUGUUCAUGUAAAUUGAUGCACUCAACCUUACAGUACCCAUGCUGCCAUCGCUGUGAGAAUCGGUUGCAAGGAUUUUUGUUGUGUCCACACAAUUGACGUUGGUUCAGUGAAUAUAUACACUUAUGUAGGUAGGUGUACAAUACACAUAUCUAUACACAUGUGUGGUGUGUCUGCUGUACUUUAUACACAGUGAGACCGGUACAGCUACAAUCUGACCUAGUCAGGACCUGGAGUGCUUUGGGUUUCCAACAUUGUAGACUUAAAAGCUACACUUUAACUAAAUCUCUCUCUGGUGGAAUGUCUAUAUGGUAAAAGGCCGAAAACUGUUUUAUAUAGCUGAAGAGUUCAUGUGAUUCACUGUAUGAUUUUUCAUCCAGUCAUGCUUCCCUCACAUGGCUGCCGCAAACAGCUGAUCUAGAGGAUAUAAAUAACUCCAUAGUGGAACAGCCCCAGCUGAUCUGAAGGUCAGGUGAUCCGUCUGUACCGAUGAUGAGGUAUAUAUAAUGAUGACAAUCACAUAGAAUGGACAUAUUGUAACACCUCACCCUGUUUCUGUGUAAACUAUCUGUAUGAAGGACACUGCUAUUUACAAGACUAUUAUGCAGACUGCGGAACAACAACCUGCAGCUGGGAGGCAAGCGAUGUCAGCUAAGUGUGGAGUGCGAGCACCCACCUGUAAGGUCUGUGGGGAUGAGUCGUCGGGGUACCACUACGGUGUCGACUCCUGCGAGGGAUGUAAGGGUUUUUUCCGUCGCUGUAUUACCCAAGGGAUGACCCAUAAGUGCUCAAACGAAGAGAAGUGCGAAAUCACGCCCUUCACACGAAACAGCUGCCAGUACUGUCGGCUGAAGAAAUGCUUUUCAGUUGGCAUGUCCAGAGAAGCUUCAAGAUUGGGACGGCGGCCAAAACGUUUAAAAGACUCGGGUGGAGAGUCUAAACAUCAAGGGUCAGCGAGUCUGCCAGCCAUAGCACCUUAUCCCCCAACUUCGUCCGAUCUGUACAAACUGAAAAUGGCCGAGCUGCAAAACCUGCUUCAACAGAAUGGUACAUUUAAGUCAGAGUUAAUGCAGGCCUUUUUGUCUGCAGCCCAGGCAAGCUUCCGGGAGCACCAGCGCAAUCCUUCAAGUAAUGACAACGAUGAAACCAAGAACAAGGGUAAACCCCUGACAGAAGGGGAAUCAGGCUACUCAAGUUUCAGUAGUCCUGGUAGCAGCAAGAGCCAUUCCCCUAUUGGUGAGUUCACCAGCUCUGCGGGGGAUAUGUCAUUCAACAACAACCAUGACAUACCCCUUGACGACAAGAGUGACAUUGACCUGGCAACCAUCAAUCUUGUUGAUGAAAAUAUGUUAACAGAACUUGAAAGCCAGCACAAUUUUAAUGCAUUAAGUAUCAAGUCUGAGCCAGGCUCAUCCAAUCAGUCAUGUAGUGGGCCAAACUCAUCCAGUGCUUCAAAUGACGGGGCAAAUUUCAUGCCGAUGGGUUUUUCCACAAAUCAAAACAUGGAUGUUAUGCCUCAAUUUCCCAGUGCUGAUCCUAUGCCCUCACUCUUGCCUGUGGUGAUGAAAGUUAACGACAAUAAUGACCUUGAUAUGGAACGCAUAAUGACCGAUGUUGCUGUGAGACCGUCUGAGUUGAGGAGAGUAUUAAUUCAACAGGUAACAGAAAAUGUUUACGCCGCUCACAUGGAUACAUGUAAGCCCACCAAUGAGGUAGUGAAGGCAGCGAAUGCUCGUCUCGCAGGCUGUACAGCUGUCCUGCCUGACCUCAGCACGCUGUCUCUGGACCCAGAUAUGAUGUGGAAACAGUUCCUACAAAACAUGGUACCGGAGAUCACACAGGCUGUCAAAUUCUGUAAAAGAAUUCCAGGUUUCGGUGAGAUUUGCCAGGAUGAUCAGAUACUGCUGAUAAAGCAAGGUUCGUUUGAGAUACUGGCCUGUCGUAUGUGUAACCUGGUGGACAUCGAUACGCAAGAGAUGUUUGACCCCGAUAUGAAAAUGAAGUGUCCCAGGAAGGUGAUACAGUCGAUGCCGAUGGGAAGCUUUAUGGACGAGUUUUUCAUCGUGGCAGGGGAGUUGAACCCGCUGAAGUUAACAGACGUAGAAACGGCACUCUUUUCAACAGUUUUGAUUAUCUGUCCUCAUCGCCUUAAUCUGAAGAAUGCAAAAGCUAUUGACAAAUUACAGAUACUACUGCUCCAGUGCCUUUACCAGUUGAUGCUUAGGUCGCACGGAGACAAUGUGGAUGAGAUGUUUGUGAAGACCAUAAGCCUUGUGCCGUUCUUUAGGAAACUUAACAACAAGCAUUCCGAGGUUCUUAAUAGCAUGAAACUUCAUGGCAUGGAGCAACAAAAGGAUUUCCCUCCGCUGCAUCAAGAGGUGUUUGAUGGCAAUUUCUCUACAGACUAAUUUGACAAUACCCAGUAGUAGCAGGAACUUGAUCACAAAUUGACGAAUAAAUCAUAAGUGCUGUCAACUUCACUAAAGUAUUAGCAUUGUGGUCAACUUGCCCACAAAAUGGAAGUACUGUCCAUUUCAUCACUGAUUAAGACAGCAAACUUAUCCAUGGAGAUUUGAUGCAGAUCAGAGAAAUGGCAUGGGAACACUAGCUAGCCCAGAUCUUUUGAUGCCCCCUCCCCUGUCUUUGGGGCCACUAUAACCUGUCAGCAAUGGAUAUACCAACCGAGGGCACCUAUUGAAUAUUUAACACUUCUAGAAUUCUUUGUCCUUAAUCCUGUGCUGCUACAUGGGGAUUACAUAGUUAAGAUUAAUCUUAGCUUUCUCAGUGAUCAAUGUUGUGGAGUUGGUUUUGAAACGUAAUGGAUGUUUCACCGCACAAGAUUGAAAAGUGUAAACAAUAAUUGUCCUGGAGUUACAGGAAAUUUAACACUGUUGUGUAAAGAUGUGAUGGGAUGAAUACUAGACAUGCUGUCCAUGUGUCACAUGGACAAUUGAAGGAGCAGUAUGUGCAGAAAUCGUAUAAACAAAGAGAGAGAAAAGCUACCUUGUAGACGUAGUGAUAAAUAUCUCCUGAAAUUGUACAAAAGAAUGCCCGGUGGAUGCACUGAAGUUCGGACAUCGCUCUGAAAUAAGAUGUGGACACAGUGCUAAAGUUGUUCUGAAAUGUUGCUAAAAUGUGCUGCGGACACGACACAACAUAUGUUGCCAAGUCGCGUAUCAAACUCAGACUCACAGUUACUGUGUAAAUGGAAGCAUAGCUCAGGAGCAUACUUACAGAGUUUUACGAUAUACUACUACCCGACAUUUCUUACAGGUUUAAUUACUUUAUAUAAAUUUACCUAUAGGGGUAUUGGCCACUGAUAGUGCUCCUCUCUAACGAUGAAUGAUAGCGCUAUGUAUUGUGUCGAAAACUCCCCAAACCAUGAUCACAUGUACAUGUGACGAGAUUGGUGAGGACAUAUUAUAAUCUGUUUGGAUUUUCUUCAUAAUAAAACUGUAAUGUCUUUGUAGAAAAAUGUAAAUAACUUGUUAUGACCGGUUACAAAGCUGAAUGUGAUGAGAGAUUUUGAACUACAACACUCUUACAGGAGAUAAAGUUUUUAAGUUAUCUGUUUUUAUAUUAAGUGAAAUUGCUUGGUAAGAUAGAGUUUGAAAGAUUAAGGUACCCAUAUAAACAUGUAUAUACAUAUAUAUAUAAAUAAACUAUCAACUACAUAGGUCAGUCGUGGGUGGACUGUAACGAGAAAUUCCUCAAAUAUAUAAGCAACUGUUUGUUCCACAAUCUCGUUAAAAGUACCUUCUUUGUGAUGGAAAUGGUUUUAGAAUUGUUCAGUUUUGCGAGAAAUAGAAUCUGAAGUUUUAUUGAAUCAUUUCUUAUAGAAUUGUUACAAUGAAUAUUAAAAACAAAAAUACUUUGAACAGAUAUUGCAUAAUGGUAACUAUAAAAUGAUAUUAUGCUGUUUUAAAAACACAUACUUAACUGUUAAAAGGACGUUCAACAAAAAGUUUCAUCUGCCAGAUCAAGAACGAAGGCUCAAAAACUAUUUACCGUUUUACCCUGAAAACAAUUCACUUAAAAUUAACUGUGCAUGUUGGAAACCAUCAAAUGAAAGUUUUGUAAUCAAAUUUCAUGUAAUAAAACAGUUAUUUCAUUACGGUUCAUGGAAUAGUCGAAACUUAACCCCUUAAAUGUUUGGAAUAAAUCUGGAUUGCAGUUUGAACCUGUCAUUCUUAGAAAGUUUUGACAAGUUUCAGGAAGACAUAUAAUAUCAGUAUACUAUAUUCUAGGAAAAACUUUGCACUAGAUUGUUGGGUGGUCAAAGUCUUAUGUCAGUAUAUAUAUAUACAGCACAAUGAUUUAGUAUGUAAAGGGAGGUUACUCACAUGUACUGUUAAAUGGCAAUUUACAAAAUAAGUGCAAAAAAAUGUGUGUUUAGGGUUCCAAUAUUCCUACCUUAGAAUGUUUUGCUAUAAAUGCGGAUCAAAUUUUUGCUGAUUUUUUAGAAGGUUUAAAAAAUACAAUAAAAUAGAUAUCUUUCACCAUUGAAAUUUAGUGUAUUCAAUAAUAAUAAUUCGAGGUUCUUAUACAGCUUUAUCACAACCUAGUUCGUAGGUUGUCUCAAAGCGGU